AUGACACCCUGUUCGACGGACGUACCCGUCGCAGCACUCGCGGCGGUACUGAUUGCCCCCUUAUCAAUUCCCGCUUCCUUCUUCAAUUCGGGAGACAACGUAACGACAUCCGUCGAUGGUUUUGCGUCUGUUUCCUUGCCGGCAACAACCGAGUCGCCCAGAGUUCCAUCACGUUCAGACGUAUCGCUGUCCUUGUUAACGUAUUUAAAAUCACCCGUCGACGUUUUCGACGCUCCUGCGCCGGUCUUGGUCUCCCCUCCUGCCGACGCUGCCGAGAUCAACAGAGCUGCACACAGCACUAACGGAGAGAGAACCAGCGACUUUCGGAUUUGA
Molecule: messenger RNA, 333 nt
Organism: Phytophthora infestans T30-4
Lineage: Eukaryota; Oomycota; Peronosporomycetes; Peronosporales; Peronosporaceae
Exons: 4
Coding region: 1-333 (110 amino acids)
Source: RefSeq, a predicted model, not a curated record